GGUCUCGAGGCGAGUUCUUCAUCGGGACCGUGCAUGCCGUCUGCGGCGGCCGCGGCUGCCAGCGGUGGCGGCGGGCCCCCAGCCCACGUGGACGUCGAUGACAUCGACGUCGACGGGAUCAAGAAGGCCCAGGAUACCGAGGUGCCCAUGGACCUCCUCCUGUGGAGCGACCACGUGCACUUUUGUAAGGUUGGGAAUAACAAGUGGAUGUUGAGGAGCAUCGAGACGUACGAGUUCCACGAGUUCGAGGCGGAGGCCGCCGAGCUUGUCCACUCGGACGACAACACGAGCAUCGCGGUUGUGAAGGUUGAUGGUAGCGCCGAUGUGAUUGACCUUGACAACCUGUUCAAGUGGAGACUGCACCGUGCGAAGGGUAGCUGGGAAUAUUUCGCCAAGGCCACUGUCGUAUACCCGACCCACACCAAGACGAUACAGAAGAGCGUCGACGACAUGUUCUCGGAUCACAGGAAGGGCAAGGUGAACGUCGCCGUCGGCUCUGGGAACGGGGAGACACAGUUCAAAGUGUUCAUCUUCAAGCGUCAUCGCCAAGGAGGGCAGCGGAUAUGGUGGGACCACAUGUCAUUGCAUAAGUACCUCAAGAUCAAGUCCUACAAGGGCAUCCCGUCGAGGUGGUGGGGUAGGGUUGGCCAUAAGUGGGACGGCAGCUUUCUGCAGAAUUUCGGUUUCGGCUCGAUAAUAUACGGCAAAGUGGUAGCGCCCCAUGCGGUCAAGAAAAUGAUGCUUCCGUUUCGCACGAGGUGCCUCGACUCGAGCUCUUUGUCGACGGCUGGACUCGUCUUCGCAGUGGCCAGGUGCGCGUAUUUGUCGCCAGAGGCUGGGGGCUUCAAGGAGGAGAGUAGCACGCGCGCUGCGACGGAGUUGAUGGACGCCUUCAUCGGUACCUUCCUGCGCAACUGCCAGGUCGAGGGUAAGGCCCCCGCCAUCACUUUGUACCUCGUUGCCGAUUGGGCGCCACCGUGGCCGUUCCCCACAGAGACGGGCACUCCCCAGGUCAACCUGGGAGUGCAUCGCGAUGGUAUCGACGUGAAGCCGCUGCACAGCUUGGCCAAUGUAUCUGGGGGGACUUCAAUUGUGACCAAGUAUUUCAGGAUGGUGGAGAGUGUCGUCGGCUCGUCCGACCAGGACGUCAUGCUCGUAUCAUGGGAGAACUUGUUCUCGAACACGGUGUCCAAGAGAUCAAGCAAGUUCUUCUCGCAGAUCGUCUACGGCCUCGCCAUGGCCGCAGAGGCCAUGGUGCUCCGCGGGGUCACGAAUAAGGACGUCGUGGACACGCUCAGCCCGAUCAACGUCUGCACGUCCACGAUGCAGGACAUGGACAGGCACGAGGUGGACUACUUUCUCGCGAAGUACGUCGCCUGCGCGAAGGACACGUUCAAGUCGCCUAUGUUCCUCAACGUCGCCAUCGACAAGGGCAACCCUGGCAACCUCCCCCUCUACGGCUCCGCGUUCACGCUCCCCAGCGGGGUGGCGGUCGUCGGGCCGCCACAGGUGGCGAGCGGCGCUGGGGCGCUGGAGUGGGCGUCAGGCAAGGAUAUCAGAUCGGCGCGGCCUGGGGGGAAGAAGAGCGAGAAUACCGACGGGGAUGCUGGGACGAUGAGGGCAAAUCGCCAUCGCGCGUGGCUCCAGAGAGGCAGGCACCAGAAGGGCCAGAGUUGGAGGCCAGCCGUGCUACGCCGAGCUGCCGCAGCAUCGUGGUGCACUGCCCUCGACAACGCCAUGAAGCAUGUGACUGAGACCGAUGGCCUUUCGUAUCUUCGGCCCGACGCCUCCGACAAGUGGCGCGACGCAAAUUGGCGGAACUGGCCUCACAUGUCGUUGCCGAUGGACCUUGGGCCUGACGGGAUGGCAGGUUGCAACGCUUUGCUUUACAAGUGGAAGUUGUAUCUGACAAGGAUCGAUGAGUUCAGCCACGGGUCGAACAACGACCUCAAGGUCUACCUGAAGGAAAUCGGCAUGUGGGACCUCGCGAUCCUCCUCUUCAUCCACUUCAGCGUGCCGUUCGGGCCUGACAAGGAGGACGGCCGAUACAGGCACCUCGAGUGCGUGGACACCAUGAGGAAGAUCUACGACGAAGAGACCUACAGGUCGGUGCCGUGCUUCCAGCACUACUGCAAUAACAUAGUCCAGGAGAUGAAGAGGGACGGCUACGAGUUCACAGGGGACGAGCCAGAUGCAGCCGUGGCUUGGAACUUCAUGAAAGAGGAGAACGGCUUCAUCCCAUUGGGGAUGCGCUUGAACUUCUGUCGGUUUUGUGAUGCUGCUGAUGGUUUCGACAGGAACUACAAGUACUGGUGGAGGCACACGUUCGAGCGCACGUGCGUCGCCUUGGAGCACGACAUGCUUGCGAAUGCGAAGCUCCAGAAGGUAGCGGUCAAGCAGGCGGAGGUGGACGGGGCGAUCGUGGAGGGGGGCGGCACUACGAGCAGCGCCAAAGUGACGAUCGACGCGAAGGUGUUGAGGUCCGCUAACGCAAACGCCGUGGCGAUAUCAGUGCUGCUGACAUCAUGCCCUCGGAACCGCCGCACAGUAGCCUGCUCGUUCGCCCCGAUGCAUUUUGUGAAGAAGUGGCAGGGGAAGAGCGUGAAGGAGAUGAAGACCGCGGAGGCGACGCAGGUGUGGAUGACCAAUCAGAUCGGAGGGGACUUCAUGGACCAUGUUAUUUCGAUUGUAAACGGCUUGAUGGACGUGCACAGCAUGGAGGGCUGCGACUUCAUUCUGAACAUGCGCGCGAUCAAGGACGCCGAUCCUGGUGAGGUCGGUGUCGAGGGCGACUUUGCCGAGCUGUACGGCAUGGCGCAUCUUUCACUUGCCACUGCCAGGAUGCGAAGGUGUUUGUUUUUGUUCGGGUGGCCCUUGAAGAUGCAGCGCGUCCUGGCCGACCCAGAGACAGGGGCGAACACGGCGCGGGAGUUCAAGCGAGACCUCGAUGUCUUCAACGAGUACUGCGCGUACAAGGGCGAUCAGAGUGCACGGUGCGUGGUCGUGAAGCGCAGCGUCUUCGGCCUGACAGCGACCAAGCAGAUCACCUUGGCGUUCCGCGAGCUCGGGUUCAAUUUUCCGCACCAGGCGAUCAAGGACAUCAUGAAAGGUCGGAGCACUGGCAUCAUGAAUACGAUUCCUGUCGAGAAGAUCAUUGGCGCCCAGAAGAAAUGCUCGCGCUUCAAGGCUUGCAAGAAGUUUCGUAGGCCAGCGACCGCCAUGCAUGCGGCCAUCUGUUGCGGCGUGAUCGACAAGCAGUUGAAGUUCACGGCCCUCGAGGCCGAUACCCCCCUUCAGGAUAAGACAGCGUCUCUGCCGCUAGAAGCCUUCAAGCCAGUGAAGAGAUCUGCUUCGAUAGCUUUCGGGGAUAUCGUGAGCACCGCCCAGAAGACCGACUACUACAGCCCAGGCCCCACCUUGGCGAACACACCGGUUGCCGACCUCAAGAUGGUUUCCGACGCGAAG
Molecule: messenger RNA, 3465 nt
Organism: Prorocentrum cordatum
Lineage: Eukaryota; Dinophyceae; Prorocentrales; Prorocentraceae
Source: the annotation of a GenBank genome assembly